Porites lobata is the source of this 8989-nucleotide messenger RNA. NCBI's taxonomy places the organism in Eukaryota, Metazoa, Cnidaria, Anthozoa, Scleractinia, Poritidae. The record is from the annotation of a GenBank genome assembly.
AUGGAGCAUUAUCUCGCGGGUUUGUUGAUUCUCUGUAUUUCCGGAGAAUCACUUGCAAGUACCACCUCACUUCAGCAGCAAAAAAGCGCAAAGAUAAAAGAUUUAUGUGAGGUAAGAUAUAAUUGUCUUGCUUUGGCUGAAAUUUCUUUUGUCUCCACGCGCAGUGCGUAAAAGCAGCGAAGGAAAAUUUUCCAUCACUUCUCCUCCGAUCCUGAAAAACACGUUAUCACUUACCUUACCGUGACCGUUCAAUGGAAUCGCAACUACCACUUAAUAGAUGAUAUUGCACCCAAGCGUCUUUUUUUUCUUUCUGAAAUGGGCUGGACUCCAAUUUGUGACCUACUGUUUAGUCAAUGUCUGCUUAACAUUGAUAAGCUCGAUCUUGGAAUUUAGGGCACGUUUCUUUACUAAAAUCCAAGAUCAGAUCAAAAAUCUGGAUCAUUAGGAUUUUUCGUUAGGAAAACGAACGAUGUAUCCAAAAAAGGAUUUGUUUUCAUUAAUUUCCAUAGAAACGACCCAAAAUAUCGACGGCCUCCCGGACAAAGAAUAACACGGCUGCUAACAGUAUUGCGAAUUCGCUGAUCUUUCAUUGUAUUCUGAUGAUUAGGCCAAGGAUACUGCUUUAGACGGGCCAAAUAAAGAUGAUUCUUGCAAUUAGAUCUGUACUGGAAAAGUAAAUCCUUACAAGACACGCGGAUGAAGUUGUGUAGCAGUUUGUCUCACAGCUAAAAGAAACCAUAGUUGGUGGAUAUUAUGGAAUUUAGAAGCCAUUUCCUUCUUAAGCUCUCCACUAAAAUACAGUUACUUCAUCUUUAUUUUCAGAAAUCAAUACUGAGUCAUGGUUUUCCCAGCAUUGUAGGAUCAAAUGGUAUGCCCGGAAUGCCUGGCGUUCCCGGGCCGCAAGAACUACAGGGAAGGGAAGGCAAGAAAGGACAGAUCGGGGAUAAGGGAACACGGGGAAUGUCGGGACCACGGAGAGACGGAGGGAGUGAAGGGCCUCCUGGGAAGAGCGGACUGCUAGGAAUGAAAGGCAUCAAUGGUGAACCGGGACUUGGGAAUGAAAGGAGAAACAGGCAUUGUGGGAAAUCAAGGAAGAAAAGGUUCGGAGACAAAGGAGAGAAAGGACAGAGCGUCAAAGCAAGUCAAGCAAGUGUAGUAGCACAAACCAACUGGAAACAAUGUGUGUGGAAAUCACCAAGCGGUACUGAUAACGGGAAGAUUAAGGUAAACAAGAAGCGCGCUUUACGCAGACCCUCGUGAGUGGGAUAGAUGAUCUCAAUCGGUAGAAUGAGGUUGAAAAUUCAAUAUUUUGCUUAGAUAAACUUAAGGAACAAUUUAACAGCAAUGAGGUUAGCAAUCCCUUCAUCCUGUAAACCUUCAAUCCCAUUUAACCUGCCUCCAGCUGGAAUUAAUUCCCUGCGUAAUGUCAUGGGUGAUGAAUUACUCCUUAAUUUUGGUGCGAAAUUUCCGCAAUUUGAUUGGCUUAGAGCAGUAGUAUUUCAGCUUAAUUUGAACUACCUACGUGUGAAAAUUACAAACCUUUUUCGGAUAGUAGUAUAAACUAAUAAUAGCAUGAUUUGUAUGUGAUAUUUGGCAGAAAUACCACUUGUGAUACUUCAAAAUUGUAUCAAAUCUCGCUCGCCUAACGGCUCGUUAAAUUACGUAUAACAAUUUCGAAAUAUCACUCUUGGUAUUAAUGCCUAAUAUCACUACAAAUCAUGCUAUCACCUAUACUAAUAUAUAAUUUCACAUUUGAAAUCACAAAAUUGCCAUGGCAACCUUCUUUAUGUCUCAGUGCCAAGAUCGCUACGCAGUUUUAAAAUUUAUGAAUGAAGAUGUCAUUGGGACAUUAAAAGACGCUUUAGAAAACCUAUAAACACACGAAAGAGCACUUCCAGAAGGAUUCUAACAGGUAUUUUGUCGAAAAUUUCUGAAAAUUCUGAGCUUGAGUCAAGUUUUUAAAGCUAGAAACUUUUGAGAGCGUGGAGUUCUCGAUCGCCAAUUAUGAUAGAACCAUGAUGAACAUAUUAAAAAUCCACGAUUGUGAAAGUAAUUUGUCACCCAGGGUAAUCAAAUGGUCCAUUUGUUGAACUAGGGAGUAAUUUCAUUUUCGUUUUGUCCAAAUGCUAAUAAUUUCCGGAGCUUUUCACCAUCAGGGGCACUCGACCACUCUUUUUGUGUAAAAUAUCUGUUCGGCGAAGCAAAAAUAAUAUAUGGCUUGAUUAAGGUUAAAAAUUGCUAGAUGACCUUUCCAUUUAUGUACAAUUUUCGAAGUUUAUCUAAUAAAUUCCCUAGGUUUUCUUAAGCUUAAUUUUCGCAUUUCACUCUCAGUAAGUUUAAUCUUAUAUUAAGCUUUUUCAGAAACUCAUAAGGGGUUGAAACGUGUAUCUCUCAUAUGUUUGCUUUGUCCGAUGCUCGUGAUUAUUCAUUUUCUAAAGUACCAUAUUUGGAACGAGAAGAAGAGAUAACUGACCAAUCAAAUUUCGUAAACAACGUGACGUAAUUUUCCUUCAGUUUCCCGCGCCCACUUAAAAAAAUGGCCGACAAACGGGAGAAAAACUCCCGAAAGCCGAGAAAGCUUUCGAAGGUUGAAACCAGGAAUAUUACCGAAACACUGAGCAGGAUAUUAUUGCCUUACCACCCGGGCCAAACGUAACAUUAUGAAACCCACUGACGGCCUCGCAACUUCUUGAAGUUGUCACUUCAAAAAAUGAUGCCUCGUUGACCCUCUGCACAGUAAACUUAUACUGCAAAUAGGCUUUUAAAAUUCUUAUGCUAAAAGUCUAGAAUAAAAAGUGAAAAAUAUUUUCGAAUAAAAUUCUUUAGCUGCUUAUCGAAAAGUGUCCAAAACCUGAACCUGACAUCUUCGCAAAAAGUGAUGCUUGUAAUGAAUGUGAGAAGCAUUUUAAAAGCUUAAAUUAAACUUAGAUGUUGUAGUCACGAUCGUGUUUUGAGCUAAUUUUAUGAAUGAACAAACUCAAAACAAUAGACGGAGAAGCCCUUUCUUGAAAAUUUUUAUUCAAAGUCCAACAAGGUAAUCCUUUAAAGCAAUUCGGAAAACACUAUCUGGAUCGUGGAUCCGUUCACGCAAGUGAAAUCGGCUAAGCACAUGGCAAAAUUCAGCACAAAAUCCAUCUCAAAUCAGGGCACAUUUUGUAAUUUUCUUUAGCGCCGAAACGAAAAAUUUAUAAAACGUCUAUGAAACAUUUAAAAAUACAUAAAUUCCCUUCCAAAAACGUAAUUGUCUUGGCCAUAGAGUGCAAAAUGUACCUGAAAAUUUCAUCGCUGACUUGGUUGCAUUUCAAAACAGACCAUGGGCUUCGCAGUGAAGAAAACAAGGUUGAAUUCCUCGAAAGACGAUUUCUUGAUGAAAAGCUUCCCUUUCUCCACAAAAAGAAAGCUGAGCAUUCUUUUGAACUUUCUCUUUCCAUUUUUGUCUUUUAACGGUGUAUUUUUAACCUUGAAAAGCAGAACUCUUGUCUUAAAACAUCUGCAUGGUGAUCGCGCAGUAGCCAUUUUGUUGAAAAUGGAUAUCGGUCACUAAGGUUUCCAAAUAUGGUCAAAAUGAAUAUUCACGAGCAUUGAACGCGAGUUACACUUUUCAACCCCUUAUGGGUUUCUGGCUUUUUUUUUUCACAGCAAAAGGAAACCUAAAAUUUUCGAGUUCGCAAAUGCGAUGGAGAGAGGAAUCAGAAAAAUUGUUAAUUUUGCAAAACUUUGAAUUGCAACUAAAUUUUCAGCAAAAUAAUUCAGAAACCGUGGUAAUUUCGAAAAGACUUAAGUUGCCCUAGGAUGAAAGAACAGAUACAAAUUUAUAGGGCCGCUUAGAAUAUAAUAAAAAGUGUUUUUAAUGCAUUUAGGAGGAAACCGUCGUUGGGUGCCCUUGUACCAUUUCAUUACACUUGCUUAAUGUUUAGCAUUACGAGUUGAAGUCGGAUACAGCGCUUAAAGUCUCAUCUUUCCAACAUAUUUUCCCUCCCCCCACCCCCCUACAUAAAUAAUGACCGGUCCCUAAUGACUUGAAAUUUUUUGGCUUACCCCUGCCUUGGAGAGUAAAAGUAACACUGCACUGUUCCGAAGAACAAAGCAACAGCUAUCCGGACAAUCGAAAUUUAAAUGCUCUUGUAUUUAAAACAGAUGGGUAUUUCUUUAUAAUACUAAACCCCAUCGUCUGUAACCUCUGACCCCUGCUUGCGUGCACGUGAAACGGACCUGUUCAAAUCUUGAAAGACAACAGAUGAAAACAAACAGAUUAACAAAGGAAAGUUAUUGCAAUCUUAAACUGAAGUGUCUGGAUACUAGGCAACAUACUGUAUGUCAUUAAAACUCAUUGCACCAAUCGCAGAAUCAUAGACGAGAAGUGAUAUUUCAGUCUUUGGCGAUGAUGGUAUAUCAUUUAUAUCUACUGUUUCUCUACAUGGGAUGAGUUUAUUGCUAAUAACUACAACACCUCGGCAAUAGAAGGGCAUCGAAAGAGCUCAACCUCCACCCUGAAAUCAUGAUUAGAAUUAUAAUGUAAAGGUGGUCUUUUUUAAGAUUUCUUUGUCACGCAUAUAAGAUGCUGUGAGAUAAGGAGGUUUAAAGAUACGUAUGGCAAUAUUUUACUUUCAUGAUAAGCACUUCUUACCUAGAGGUGGAUGAUUUUAGGAGGUUGCAACCUCAAGUUUAUGGCGUGUCAGAAAUAUAUAAGAAAGCAAGGCACCAUCAAGAAAAAGGAAGCAACAACCAUCAUGCAACAUAAUGAUGUCAAUAACGGAUCUUAGAGAUCUUAGAUCUUUCGCCCGGAGUAGUCAAUCGAUAAGAAUCGGUAUCGAUAAAAAUCGAUGCAAUCAAGUGAUUUUUAUCGAUCGAUAACGGAAGUCGGUGAAAAUCGUUAAACUAAAUUGCUGUGUCAAAUAGAUAUUAUCGAUUUUUGGUGAUUUUAACGAUUUUCAAUGGAAGUCCGACAUUGUUGUUUUUUGACAUAGGUUAUGUAGUACAGCUGAUAAAACACAUCCACGAGUAACAACUCAUCAACAAACAUGAAAAUAAGAUAUGUAGAAACUAUCACAGACACAAGAUUCUCUAUAAAACCCGUUUGUACAUAAUAACAAAAACGGUUCGGUUUAAUUACAUUGCAGUUCUCGCAGGAAAGUAUACAACCUCUGAGAUAAAAGAUUUCCUAGCCUGAAUUUUCGAACCUCCGCUAGAGUCGAGGGGAUGCCUAAAAUUCAGGCUAAAAGAUUUCUUUAGAUAAAUUUUCACCGUUUUCCGUUAUCAAUCGAUAAAAAUUACUUGAACGCUGACGAUUUUUAUCUUUAGGCUGCUCCGGAAAGAACUACACGUAGAACUGACGUUUGAAAUGGUGGCAGAUCUAAAAUGUUAAAAGGAGGGCGCCUACAAACCUGGCCAAUAUCGGCCAUCAGAAGAACACUUUAAACAAGGUUUCAAAGAAAGAAUAAGAGUCUUUUUUUAAACUCUAUUUAUUUAUUUAUUUAUUUUUUAAAGUGAUAAUUGUUUGAUCCUUCGACUUCCAAUUGCAACUCAAUAUUGUCAACAAAUUCACUGUUUGCAUGAAAUCAGUUUUCAUUUUUGGAUGAACAGAAGAACAGAUGUAUCUUCCGAUAUAAAUCGAUGAAAUCGAUAAAAUCUAGAUAAAUUGAUAAACGAAACGAGUGUGUCAUCGAUUUCUACCGAUUGAUCGAUACAAUCGAUAACAAUCAAAUCAGAUCUACCGAUUUAUCAAUUGAUAAAUCGAUACCGAUUUUAUCGCUUGACUACACUAGGCUCUUUCGAACACCUAAGUUCUAUGCCCUCCAAGCGCAACAUGAACAUGUAAUGAGCGGCUGUAAAUUUAGGUUACUGCAGAAAACAAGCGUACUAAAAACAAAACGCGCGUGCGGUUCUAAGCAUAAGUGAGUAAAUGAUUUGGUGAUUUACAGAUUACAAAAAUGAAACUCUAGUCACGUAUUAUCCGACGUAUAACGACUCACUUAAAAAAGGGUGAAGUUUGUUCGAAAACGAAAUCAGUAGCUGGCACGAUAUUACUACCAUAAAAGGAAACAAAACCAAAAAGUAUUUCAGCGGUCAUUAAAACAGGAUCAAAACAAAUAUUCAUGGCUAUUCAACUGAUGAGCAUGUAGCACUUAUUUCAUUUAUCGCCGUGUUCUGGUUCAGCCUUAAUCAGCUUUAAUCAUGGUUUGCUAUUUCUCUAUUUUCUUGAUCUUCUCUAUUUCUGGCGGUUCACUGGGAACAACCACCUCACCUCAACAACAAAACACCGCAAAGUUAAAAGAUUUAUGUGAGGUAAGAAUUGAUUACUUUGUUUUAGCUGACAUUUCUAGAUCUCGGGAAGGAUGUGAAUAAAAACCUAAUUAGAAAGGUCUGCAAUUACUGGAAAAAUAACAAUGUCUGCUUUGUCAAAGCCUCACGCACUUUCUCUACGCUUUACAAUUUCCCUUAGAUCAACUUUUUAUACUUUGGUUAUGGAUUUCAAAUUUCGUCUCACGUCUUGUACUGGCCUGCCUUUUAAACAAUAUAUUUCGCAGUUCUUGAUAAAAGACGAGUAUCGAUAGCCCGUCGUGGCAUAUUAAUCGAAUUGAGGGUGAAUCGGUACUUUUUUCAGUGACAUCAUAAUCAUAAUCAUUAUCAUUUCAUUAUUAUUAUUGUACUUUACGGGGUGGGGGGGGGAUGGAUUCCUUCCCCUAGGUUUUUGAUAUGUUCCAGUAUUUCGAAAAUAUUUUACCUUUCUUGGAAAGCCUUUGAUCAUCUUGACAAGAUGAGGUAUAUUUUAUGAGUGGUGGCGCUGCUAAAAGACUGUGACGUCACCAAACAUGGUCGCCAUCUUGGAUUUUACCCAUAGUUAGAAAUCAAGUAAAAACGAAGAGAAUUGGUACUUUUUUGGUGCUUGGCAUGUAAAAUAAGACAUAAAUAAGUACUUCUUUUUAUACCCUUUUUUUUGCUUUCAUCAUUAAAACAAGUUGAAAGACAUGCAUUUCCACUCAAAAAUGGCUUGACCAGCAACUAAUUAUGACGUCAAAUCUCGGAACUAUGUGACUGGUCGUCACCAAACUGUUGUCAAAAUGCGGGCGAAAGAUAAAAGAACAGCUAGUGGAAACGAAGGUGCUGAUGCUUCACAGUCAAGGGAAAAACUCAGAAAAACCUCAUGCCAUCAUGUAUCGUUUAUCUAGGAGUUUGCCCCGAAUUAUUAAACUAACGCCCGACAAACCAUUUGACCCGACCACUUUCUUAUAGCCCUGAAUAAAAUAAUACUUUAUAUACAAUUCCCUCUAGGUUAUUAUUAUUAUUAUCAUAUUUUUUUCUUUUAACGUCCUAUUUCAACACUGAAGUUUUCAUAGGUCUCCAUGAAUUUCCCUGCCACCAUAUUUCACUACUUGCUGUCAUUACUUACACUUUUUUUGCUACCUUGCUUCUGAAAAAGACAGUAGCUCUUUCAAUGCAUUACCUCCAUUCGUGGCUAACUUAGAAUAUUUCGAGUGAAUAUGUUAUUUCAGAUGCGCAUUUCUCUUUUCGACAGGUCAUUUGGUUACAAUUCAUCUUUAUUUUCAGAAAUAUACACUGGGUCGUGGUUUUCCGGGCAUCCCAGGAUCAAAUGGCAUUCCGGGAAUGCCGGGCGUCCCAGGACCGCAAGGACCCCAGGGAAGGAAGGGCGCAAAAGGAAAAAUUGGUGAUAACGGAUUACAAGGAAUGCAGGGUCCAAGAGGAGACAGAGGGCACGAAGGGCCUCCUGGGAAGGGUGGACCGCCAGGAAUUAAGGGAGUAAAAGGUGAACCGGGACUUGCGGGUAUGAAAGGAGAGCCAGGCAUUGUGGGAAAUCAAGGAAGAAAAGGAGAGAAAGGAGAAAGCGCCAACGCAAGUCAAGCAAGUGCAGUACCACAAACCAACUGGAAACAAUGUGUGUGGAAAUCAAACAUCCCUAUUGAUAACGGGAAAGUUAAGGUAAGCAAGGAAACGCGCACAGUGAGUUCUUACAUGAAAGGAAAGUAGACUGGUGUGAACAGGCCGGGAAAAAUCCAAGCCUUUGCUGAGAUUAAAAUCUAACAGCAAUCAAAAGAUUAUAAAUCUCUGCAUCCUUUCAGCCUUAACCUGACUUGAUAGCGGAGCAUCAUGGGUAAGAAAAAUGACACCAACAGAUCCGAAAAGGUUUGGUUAUCACGUGACCGUCAGUCCGUAUAUAUGUAUGCACAUACUUAAUUACGUCCGUCAACCCCGUACAUGUUAACCGACGUCAAAUGUAACAUUUACUGCUCAAACGGCCACCUGGACUUUUAGAGAGAAAAUAACAACAACAAAGCCGAGUCUUUUUUCGACUAAAUUUUUAUGUAUAACAUGGAUAACAGAGAAUGAGCUAGCUUGGGAGAUAAAGAGAUAAAAAAAAGAGACGAAUUUCGCUGGAAGAACAACAUGGAGUUUUUAUAGCGGAGGUGAGAAAAUGAGAAAUGCUGAGGAAAAAAAAAGCGUACAGGAACACAAUUAUUUAUUCACUACGUUAUUUGGCAUUUCAACAGAUACAACCUUACUAGCUAUAUAUUUUUAAGUCUUCUUUUUAUCUAUUAUUUACUUCUUUAUUACUGUUAUUACUACAAUUAUAAUUAUUAUUAUUAUUAUUAUUAUCAUUAUUAUUAUUAUUUUCCAGGGGUGUGCUUUUAACAAAUUGAAGUCUAAUUCAGCACUCAAAGUCUCAUUCCAGGGAAACAUGAGGGUCUCUGGUGAUAAUCAGUGUAAUCGGUGGUAUUUCAAGUUUAAUGGAAGCGAGUGUAGUGGACCAAUGACGAUUGAGGCUGCUGUUUACAACAACUGGCCAUCUGGGAACCCUCAUCUGCUGCAUCAUCGGUCUUUUGAGGGGUACUGUGAAAACAUUCCACAAGGCGCGGUUACAGUGGAAUUAUGGGUAGGAGAGUGUAGUGGCCAAACCUUGGGUGAUGCUCACACCGGGUGGAAUUCAGUGUCCCGGAUAAUGAUUGAAGAAGUAUCUAGGCCCCAGUCCUAA